This is a messenger RNA of Ilex paraguariensis (yerba mate), 2877 nucleotides long. Lineage: Eukaryota; Viridiplantae; Streptophyta; Magnoliopsida; Aquifoliales; Aquifoliaceae. The record is from the annotation of a GenBank genome assembly.
AUGAGAGGAGAGAACCAUGAGUUUUCUAGACCUAGCCCCAUAUCCCCACUUCUUUUCAUUGCUCUCAUGUUCUCCUCCACAAGGCUCUAUGUGGCUAUAGAAGACAGUUCUUCUCCUUCAGUGCUAAACUAUACACCUCCUGAUAACUAUCUCAUCAACUGUGGAGCACCUGAAAACAUCCUACUUGAUGAUGGCCGAACCUUCAUGUCUGAUCCUCAAUCUGCUUCUUUCCCAUCCACUGAUGAAAACAUUCUUUCUUCUAUUAGUUCUAUACCGAGUAAUGUAUCUUCUUCUUCUCCACCUUCUUCGUCUCUUCCUUUAUAUCUUUCUGCAAGGAUCUUUCGCGAAGAAGCAACAUACAGAUUUCCCAUCUCCCAUCCAGGCAGGCAUUGGGUUCGUCUAUAUUUUUAUCCAAUUCCACACCCAACAUAUAAUCUAACAAGUGCAGUCUUCACUGUCACCACAGAUAGUAUNAGAUUUCCCAUCUCCCAUCCAGGCAGGCAUUGGGUUCGUCUAUAUUUUUAUCCAAUUGCACACCCAACAUAUAAUCUAACAAGUGCAGUCUUCACUGUCACCACAGAUAGUAUUGUUCUAUUGCAUGAUUUUUCAGUGAAGGAUAAAAGUAUGGUCUUUAAAGAAUACCUCAUCAAUGUUACCUCAGCCACAUUCUCUCUCAAGUUCUUGCCUAUGAAAAACUCUUUUGCAUUCAUAAAUGCUGUGGAGCUUGUCUCAGCACCCGACGAGCUUAUUUCUGAUUCAGCCUCUGCAGUUUUCCCAGCUGGGGAUUUCAAUGGCUUGUCUAAUUAUGCUCUUGAAGUGUCUUACCGAUUAAAUGUUGGAGGGCCACUCAUCAGUCCUAGAAAUGAUACUUUGUGGAGAACAUGGCAGCCUGACAGCCAGUUUAUGAGGUUCCCGGAAGGGGCUAAAACUGUAUCUAUUGCUCCCAACUUUAUCAAAUACCCUGAGGGUGGCGCCACCCCAUUCAUCGCCCCGAUUUUUGUUUAUGCCACGGCUGAUGAGAUGGCAGAUUCUGGGGUGGCUGAUUCAAAUUUCAACCUCACUUGGGAGAUGGUUGUUGAUCCAGGUUUCUCCUACUUGAUCAGAAUGCAUUUUUGUGACAUUGUGAGCACGGGCCUUAAUGAGCUAUAUUUCAAUGUAUAUGUUAAUGGGAUGAUGGGUGUGUCAAGUCUUGACCUCUCAACACUCACUUUAGGCCUUGCGGUCCCCUAUUACAAGGACUUUGUGCUCAAUGCCUCGGCCAUUUCUAAUGGUUCGAUAAUGGUUCAAGUAGGUCCUGAUUCUAAUGAUCAGUCAAUCCUACCAAAUGCUGUUCUCAAUGGCUUGGAGAUCAUGAAGAUGAGCAACUCUGAGGGAAGCUUAGAUAGUUUAUUCUCUUCGAAAGGGGCAUACCAUGGGCCAAUUUCAGGGCCUCAUACGAUGAAAAUUGCUGCUACCAUUGGAUUAGUAAUUGGCGCAACAGCAAUAUUGUCACUUGUAAUGGGCAUUAUUCGAUGGCAAAGGAAGCCUCAAGAUUGGAAGAAGCCAAGAAGAAGCUUCUCUUCAUGGCUUCUUCCUUUAAACUCCAGCAAUUGCAGUUUCUUGUCCAACAAGAGCAAGAGUAAUUACUCAAGGUUUUUUUCCUCUCAACUUGGUCUUGGCCGGUUCUUCACCUUCAACGAAUUGAGGGAUGCAACAAAGAACUUUGAUGAAAAUGGAGUGAUAGGUGUAGGAGGGUUUGGAAAAGUGUAUCUUGGUGAAUUGGAAGAUGGAACAAAGCUUGCCAUAAAACGAGGCAGCCCGAGAUCAUCUCAAGGCAUCAAUGAAUUCCAGACAGAAAUCCAAAUGCUUUCCAAGCUAAGGCAUCGCCACCUUGUUUCACUAAUCGGGUACUGUGAUGAACAAUCAGAGAUGAUCCUUGUCUACGAGUACAUGGCUAAUGGCCCCUUUCGUGACCACCUGUAUGGCUCAACCUUGCCGCCUCUACCAUGGAGACAACGACUUGAAAUUUGCAUAGGUGCAGCUCGUGGAUUGCACUAUCUCCACACUGGUGCAGCACAAGGUAUAAUACACCGCGAUGUUAAAACCACCAACAUUCUCCUAGAUGACAUUUUUGUGGCAAAAGUUUCUGAUUUCGGCUUGUCUAAAGCUGCACCAUCAUUGGAUCAAACACAUGUAAGCACAGCUGUGAAGGGUAGCUUCGGAUAUCUCGAUCCUGAGUACUUCCGGAGGCAACAACUUACAGAGAAAUCAGAUGUCUACUCAUUUGGGGUAGUCCUUUUUGAGGUUUUGUGUGCAAGGCCUGCUCUAGAUCCAACAUUGCCAAAAGAGAAGGUCAAUUUGGCCGAGUGGGCAAUGAAACAGCACAGAAAGGGUUCGCUUGGGAAGAUUAUCAAUCCUCGUCUUGUUGGCAAUGUCAGCUCAGAAUCAUUGAUCAAAUAUGUANAAGAGAAGGUCAAUUUGGCCGAGUGGGCAAUGAAACAGCACAGAAAGGGUUCGCUUGAGAAGAUUAUCGAUCCUCGUCUUGUUGGCAAUCACAGAAAGGGUUCGCUUGGGAAGAUUAUCAAUCCUCGUCUUGUUGGCAAUGUCAGCUCAGAAUCAUUGAUCAAAUAUGUAGAAGCUGCAGAGAAAUGUUUGGCAGACUUUGGAGUUGAUAGGCCAUCUAUGGGAGAUGUGUUGUGGAACUUAGAGUUUGCUUUGCAGCUUCAAGAGGCAUCCUCACAACUUUAUCCUUCUCAAGAUCACAAUACAAAGCUUGCUGUGGAACAACCAAGUGAAGAAGAUACCAAAGAAGAUCCAAUCAUUUCAAUUGGUGAUGAUUCUGGGGUGGUGGUUGGUUCUCCCUUAUUUUCUCAGAUUGAACAUUUUCAAGGAAGGUAA